Molecule: messenger RNA, 540 nt
Organism: Magallana angulata
Lineage: Eukaryota; Metazoa; Mollusca; Bivalvia; Ostreida; Ostreidae
Exons: 5
Coding region: 1-540 (179 amino acids)
Source: RefSeq, a predicted model, not a curated record
AUGGCAGAAGCAUUCCUUAAAUUUCUAAGGUUGGGGGAGGAGUUGGAAAUGGAAGGCUUGCCAAGUUAUAUUCCACCCCCUCCCUCUCCAAACUACCAUUCAACAUUAAGUACAAUUGGCAAAGAAAAUGAGUCAUUAAAAAGACCCCUAAGUCCUACAGCAGAGAGCCAGGGUAACUGCGACACCUUUGCACCAGCUGCCAGCCACUCGCCGGCACUCGAUUCAAACUGCAGUGCUUUUGCGCCAGUUACAUGUACCAGUAACUCCAAAAAUAAUAAGGGUCGAUUUAGUCAGGCGGAAGUCUCCAUUCUGACUACUUUGAGGCGAACAAAUCCAGACGAGAUGUGUAAAUUGGAGAAGAGGAUGAAGGAACAGAGCAAGCAAGAUGUCUUAAAACAAGUCGAAGUCUUAAAAGCCCUCCUGGCCAGAGUGACCUUGGAUUGCAAGCAAAUUAAAAUCAUCUUAAACUUUAUAGAAGAUAAGUUGUCUAAAGGAGAUAGCGGUACCUCGGCUAAAAAGGUAAAGUUUACAACGCUCUAG